CAAGAAGGCGCUAUGCAGAAAACUGACCGGGAUUGUUUUCUGUUGCGGCUACUACUGGCAGUGAUGACGCGUCACCUGAUUCUGUGCGAAGGUAUGUGUAUAUAUCCCCCGUUUCACCAGAAUUUUUACUUUUUUUACAGCACCGGCUUCACGAAUCGACGAUGCGGCCUCAAUUCCUCUCUCUAGUCCUGCUGGCUAGCCUCUCAACAUCGACAAUCGCCCACGAAGAAUCAAUCCAGAAUGCAAACCACAUCUUCAACGCCAUCCACUCGUCCAUGCGCCAAUGGGGCUCGUCGCUGUACCACAAUGGCAUGUCCUUCUUUCUAGCCUCCGUCCCGACUGGAACGCAGUUGUAUCACGGCGGUAUGAGUCCUGACCAUGUGAUUGGGACGGAGUGGUUGGCAUUUGAGCCGGAGCAUGCGAUGCUGUUUGCUCGGAUGCCGCCGAUGGGUUCGCAGCCUGGUGUUCCUGGGCGGGGUCCACAUAAAGGACCGCCACCUGGCCAUGGUGGUCCUAGAGGUCCUGGAGGGCAGAAGCCAUUGUCGCUCGAGCCGCCGGAGGAUGAGGAGCCGAAAAAAUCUGGCUGGCUGCAGACCUACGUACCUGUCAGGGAUCUACGAUUGCUGUAUAUCGAUGGCAUGUCCGCUGGAAAGACGAGUAACGGAACCCUCGACUCGCAGAACCGGAUUCUGGUGAAUGAUUCAGUACACGAUGAUAGAAUUAUGAAUGAGUUUGCGCGUGCGAAGGAAUUCUGCCGUUUGUCCCAUGAAGUAUGGGAUGAUCGAUUGGACGGCGUGAUUCGCAUGGAAGCUGGGUUUGAGAUCAUCCUCUGCGAAUUCGAGCGCGAUUUACACCUGCUGCGUGAAGUCGAAAUCCAGGCGAAUAAGGGAGGCAUUCCCCGUCAUCUGCCACGACCGGGUAAGGACCACAACAAGACAAUGCAUGAUAUCAUCCCUGAUUCUGGGCCGUGGAUGAAGGCCAUUACGGCACGGUAUCAUGGUAUUGGGGGGAAUCGGGUGAGGGUUAACUACAAUCAUUUUGUUACUGCUUUCACUUAUGAGUUGGAUAUCUUCGGUGGUGAGAGCAAGGAGUUGCGGCCUCGUUUGAGCCAUCUCGAUACCUCGCAAUUAGAACCUAUCCGGCAGGAUCUUAAGGCGUUGAUUAUGGGCCAUGAUACCGAUGAGCCCUCGUUUGAUUGGCAAUCUGUUACGGACAUGGUGGUUGAGAAAUAUGCUCAUACAUUGAAGAGUCUGGUUUCUCCCAGCAUUACGGCGAACACGAAGCAAUUGCACGACGACCUCAAAAAGGUGGCUGAUCCAUUCUUCGACUUUGGUGGUCGCAACAUCACGGCCGAGGCGGAGCGUUGCGCAACCCAGUUCAUUCCCUUUAACGCCCCGACCCAAAGCGUCGCAGCUCGUGCCGUGCGUUCCAUUGCUGACAGUGUCUGCUUCACGCUACUUGAGGCAUUCGACGAACCCGACUACGACACAGCCGUGACCAAAAUUCAGGAUCUGGUUGACUACCUCGCCUGGACAACCUGGAAAGAGUGCCGUGGCUGUGGGGACAACGAAGUCUGCAUGAUACCUAUUUGGCCGAUGGGCAUUCUAGAAGACUGGGAAAACCCGACAUGUCGCGAUAUCAGGAACCCUCAGGAUGAUGGGGUGAAAUAUUGGGGAUGGGAUUUUAUCCCGGGGCCGACGAAGCAUGCUGAUUCAUGAACGCUAUGGUAUUCUGAUAAUCCUGUAUGUUUACAAAUUGGCGAGAUAACUAUGGAAUAAAUGCAAUCACUAAGCUAUGUAUAAUGCAAGGUUGGUUGAUAAGUCCGCAGCACUUCUUCCCAUCUUGGCGAGUCCAUAAGAAGGACGUUCGGGACUUCUCUCUCGACAUAAUCACGAUACUUCCCCUCCAUCCUCAUCCUCAAAAAGCACUUAAACGGCAUCGUAUCCUGCAUAAAAUACUCUCCCACCUCCCUCCCCAUGCCCUCCUUUUCUCCCUCCAAAACACCCCCAAGCACCUCCC
Molecule: messenger RNA, 2019 nt
Organism: Aspergillus glaucus CBS 516.65
Lineage: Eukaryota; Fungi; Ascomycota; Eurotiomycetes; Eurotiales; Aspergillaceae
Exons: 2
Coding region: 162-1718 (518 amino acids)
Source: RefSeq, a predicted model, not a curated record